Messenger RNA from Papaver somniferum (opium poppy), 2668 nucleotides. Its product is annotated as glutathione S-transferase T3-like. The transcript has 3 exons. NCBI's taxonomy places the organism in Eukaryota, Viridiplantae, Streptophyta, Magnoliopsida, Ranunculales, Papaveraceae. The record is from RefSeq and is a predicted model, not a curated record. The coding region runs from base 1186 to 2451 and encodes 421 amino acids.
CUUUAUUCAGGAAAUGAAAUAUUCAUUUCUCAUUCGAGCAGCAGAGUUAUUUGGGGGUCCUCCAUGAAUCGAAAUUAGGUCGAGAUCAAUCUGAGAUCCGGAGAGGGCAAUUGUUUGCGAAGUGAGAAGAUGCAAGGCUGAAUUGGUUCUGUUUUGGGGAGAAAUUCAAGCCAAUUAUUUCAGUUCUUCUUAACAGCAGCGAUUGAAUCUGGAGAUGGUGGCUGUCGAUCUCUCAAAGCUAGGGUUUGUUGGGUGAGUUGAUUGACUGUAAUAGAAGGAACUGGUGAUGUUUGAGGAUUUGAAUCAGGGAUGCUGCUGUCGAUUCAUGGCUGUAUUCGAGGAGAUUAGGCAACAAAAUUUGGGGGUUCUGUGUGCUGUCUAAAUGGGAGAUUUAUCUCAAUAAAUAAGAAGCAGAAGAGAGUUCUGAGAUGGGGGAAAUCUGUUGCUGUAGAUGUGAAAGAGGAGGAGAUCAAGCUUCAAUUGAUUCCGACUGCUACUAUUCUAGAAAGGUACCAAACUUUUGCUUUACUUCAUAUCCGUUGUACAUUUCCUAAUAUCCCGAUACAGUAACACCAGCGGAAUUGGGAGUUUUAAUUGGGUUUGUAUUGGGAGUAAAGUCAGUUUUGAAAUGUUGUUACUUUCAUGGUUGUUACCAUUGAUUCAUGGGUUUGUACCGAGGAGCAGAAGAGGUUUUCUAAAGAGAUAAAGAAGUUGCGCUUUGGCCGGAGUUUGUUGUGGCCUGAAUUUGGUAAGGAACUGGUGAUGCAAGGAUAACUAGUUGGUACCGUGGUUUGUACUGCGAAGGAGUUAAGAGAAUAUUCGGUUGAAGGUGUUGGUGCCACGGUUGCAGAAAGAGGAGUUGAUACUGAAUUUUGGUGGCCGGUAUCCUUAUCCUAUAUAUACGGAUGGAAAAAAUAGACAUCCUUUGCUGAUCUGUAUUCGAACUUUCCUUAUAUAGGAAGUUCAGGAAAACCAUCUCCAAUCGCGAAAGUUUAUGAGGAAGUGGUGUUACAGAUGUCUUACAUUGAUAGGAUGGGUAGUUUUUAUUUUCUUUCGCGGGUAAAAUAAAAUUCAAUCCCGCCAGAUUGUUAUCUUCUCUAUAAAUCAGGGUGGUUCUUUUCUUCUUCUCCAUUCACCACGAACUGCAAGUUUAGGUUUUGAUAUAUUGUUGAAAGAUUGUAAGACAUGGAUCCUGCAAGUGAACAGAACAGGUUUGAAUCUGAAAAUGCCGCGGCUGAGGACUAUAGUGCUACUGCUACUUCGUUUGCUCCUAGUCCCUAUAUGUCCCACCAAAAUCAAUUCAUCAAUCCAACCCAAUUUCAGUUUCCGUCCCAUUUCCCUCACAAUAUUCAUGGUAAUUUAGGACCUGGCUAUGGGUUCCAAAGUAUGAUGAGUGCUGCUGUUUCUUCGACACAACCACAAAGCUUUCCUCCUCCGCAAACACAGACUCAUGUUUACCCUUCACAAGCACCGGACGUUGGCAAUCAGUCCAAAAAGAAACGAAAAAGUAAUCCUUCAACAACUCAAUCAGCCAAUCCUCCUCGGCGGAUUUGGACAACUGAAGAAGACACUGCACUAGUGAAGGCAUAUCUGUACAUUAGUGUUGAUGCAAUAAUAGGAAGGGAGCAGUCAGGUGGCACAAUGUGGAAUCGGAUCUUGAAAGUUUGGAGAGAAAAUAUGGGAACUUAUGAUGAGGACCGCAAUCCUAAUGCUCUAUCGUGCCGAUGGGGUAUCAUACAAGCUGCAGUUAACAAGUUUCACGGACAUUAUGAAUCACUCAACAGAAAUCCGAAAAGCGGAACUUCAAUCGAACUUAUGAAAAGUCAAGCUUUAAAAAUGUACAAAACGUUGGAGGGAACCACAUUCAGGUUUGAGCAUUGUUGGGAGGUUAUGAGAAAAAAUCCGAAAUGGUGUUCUCAGAAGCUUACAAAGCCUGGCUCCUCAAAGAAAGAUAAACCAGUAGAUGUCAUCAAUCUCGACACUCUAAAGCAACCAAUUACAUCAACUGAAGGAAGUGAGGACAACAAAAGUGAGGGUGUUCCUCGCCCAGAUGAAGGAAGAAAGUUGAGUAAGGAGAAUGCUAAGAAAGCCCAUGAACAGAAGGGAGUGAUUGGAUUUUUGACCAGCUAUCAGUCCACCAUAGAGAAACAAAAUGUGUUUAGCCAAAAAGAGUUGGAGCUGAAGAUUGAGAAAGAGAGAAAAGAAUUUGAACUUAUGAAAGAGGAUUUGGCUCUGAAAAAAAAGGCUUACGAGCUAAAGGAAGAAGCUCGAAAGAAGAAAGAGAUGAUAGCAGAACGCAUUGAAGAAGAACGCAUCCUGAAUAAGGACCUUGAUAAAAUGCAACCAGUUAUGAGAAAAGCUUACAAAAUAAUCCAGGCUCGUAUACUGAAGAAGUGGAAAGAAGAUGGGACUUUGGGGAAUGAUUCUGAGAGCAGCGACGAUAGUCUUUGAGUUGUUUCUCCGUUCUACUAAUGUUAAUUGUUGGUUUUUAUUAGGUUGUCAUUCAACAUUACAGCUGAAAUGUUGUUGUUUUCUUUUGGGUUGUCACUCAGCAUAGUAUUUGAGAUGUUGUUGUUGUCUUUUAAUGUAGUAGCUAAACUUUGUGGUUGUAAUUUGACAUAAUAGUUUCCUUCUAGUAAUGGACUAAUUUAUAAUUAUUUGCUUCUGA